AUUCCACGUUGCUUUUCAACUCCUGCAAACCAAAAAGCAAGCAGGAGAAGAUAAGGCGGUUAGGACACUGGAGAGACAGUUGCAAGAAAUGGAUGCUUUCCUUAUCUCCACAUCCCCCAGCUCAGUCGCCGCCCUCCAUCUCCCCGCCGGCGGCCACUGCACUUCUUCCCCAACACCUCCAUUUCCGCCGAAACACUCUUCCGCUUCCCUCCCUACGUUACUUAGACCCAUCAAAGGCUCCCCUGUUCAAACACGCCUUUUUUCUCCUCUGCCCCUGAUGAGAACGAGAAUAUCUGCUAAUUCCCAAGCCGCCCCUGCCUCCGCCGUAACCUCGGCCGCUUCUUCCGUGCAGGCCGAAAUGAAGGCUUGGGUCUACGGUGAGUACGGAGGCGUCGACGUUCUGAAAUUUGAGUCGAAGGCGUCGGUUCCGGAAGUGAGGGACGACCAGGUUCUGAUUAAGGUCGUUGCCGCGGCACUUAACCCUGUUGAUUUCAAGAGGAGGCAGGGCAAGUUCAAGGCCACUGAUUCACCCCUUCCGACUGUUCCGGGCUACGAUGUUGCGGGGGUGGUGGUAAAGACUGGGAGCCAAGUAAAGGGCCUCAAGGAAGGAGAUGAAGUAUAUGGGGACAUCAGUGAGAAAGCCUUGGAUGGGCCUAAACAGUCUGGCUCUUUGGCUGAAUACACUGCUGUUGAGGAAAAACUACUAGCUCUUAAGCCCAAGAAUUUGGAUUUUGCUCAGGCUGCUAGCCUUCCUCUUGCCAUUGAGACUGCCUAUGAAGGUCUUGAAAGGUCUGGGUUCUCUACUGGCAAAUCUAUCCUUGUUUUGGGCGGCGCCGGGGGAGUUGGAACCCUUGUGAUUCAGCUGGCAAAACAAGUAUUUGGUGCAUCUAGAGUUGCAGCCACAUCAAGCACUGGAAAAUUAGAUCUGUUGAAGAGCUUGGGUGCUGACUUAGCUAUUGACUACACUAAGGAGAGCUUCGAAGAUCUGCCCGAAAAAUUCGAUGUUGUUUAUGAUACAGUUGGGCAGUGUGACAGGGCAGUGAAGGUGGUAAAAGAAGGGGGCAGCGUGGUGGCGCUGACGGGAGCAGUCACUGCCCCUGGCUUCAGAUUUGUGGUGACCUCCAAUGGCGCUGUGUUGAAUAAACUGAACCCAUUUUUGGAGAAUGGGAAGGUGAAGCCAGUGGUUGAUCCCAAGGGGCCAUUCCCAUUCUCGCAGCUUGUCGAAGCUUUCUCUUACAUUGAGACAGGCCGAGCCAUUGGGAAGGUAGUUGUGCAUCCAAUUCCAUAAGAAAGAUAUAUAAUAAAAGAAAAUAGGCCAUUUUGGCAAUCAUGAUUAGUUUCUUUGAAGUAUAAUAUUAAUGUUGUCUCUUUGGAGGCAUCCGAUAGUUCGAAUGUAAGAAAAUCUUAGAAUAUUUCAAUGAAUACAUGAGUUUUCUGUUUAA
This is a messenger RNA of Malania oleifera, 1442 nucleotides long. RefSeq names its product 2-methylene-furan-3-one reductase-like. The record is from RefSeq and is a predicted model, not a curated record. The transcript has 4 exons. Gene Ontology annotation, molecular function: oxidoreductase activity, acting on the CH-CH group of donors, NAD or NADP as acceptor; zinc ion binding. Bases 89 to 1288 code for a protein of 399 amino acids. Lineage: Eukaryota; Viridiplantae; Streptophyta; Magnoliopsida; Santalales; Ximeniaceae.